This is a messenger RNA of Anopheles darlingi, 2004 nucleotides long. RefSeq names its product hydroxylysine kinase. The transcript is spliced from 5 exons. NCBI's taxonomy places the organism in Eukaryota, Metazoa, Arthropoda, Insecta, Diptera, Culicidae. Bases 512 to 1753 code for a protein of 413 amino acids. Gene Ontology annotation, molecular function: amino acid kinase activity. The record is from RefSeq and is a predicted model, not a curated record.
AUUAUGUUUUGUGCAUACGGUAUUAAUGCGAACGAAUGGGCUUGGGAAGUGCAGUGAUGAUACAAUAAAGCUUAUCUCUAAACAUGGAACUCGUCAUCUGUGUGGAGGUUUAAGAAUGUUCCACAGAAUGCCCCGUGGCACACUAACCGCAUGCCGUGCCUUGGACAUCCCUCGGCCCAUCCCUUGAUGACAAACCAUACUAUCCGUAGCUGGCAUCCGCUCGUGAUCGUUUUGUUCGCGAAGUGGUGCGCGACGACACCGCAGAUUGCGCGGUGCAUACUGCUUUUUAGUACGCGUAAAGGACCGGUGGUGAGUGGACGUCGUAGUGUACGCCGUGAUUCUCCUCGUGCUUGCCUUUAUUCCCGUGACCUUUGCCGGUUCGAUCGACGGGCAGCUCCGUGGACGACGGCCGAAAGAGAAAGUUAUCGCUUUGGCGCUCGGUGUUGGCGCGUGGUUUAAACUGAGGUCCCUGAUAGUGCACAGCUUAUCUCGUAUUUAGGUGGCUAGCAGCAUGGAGAUGAAAACGAUUGUCAAAAAGCAAAGCAUUACGACCACUCAUCCCGAUGGCGAUGCUGCUGUUGAAGGUGAUGGCAGCGAAUCGAAGGAGGAAGUCGGUUCCCCGAUUGUAGUGCCUCAAACGGAUGCUAAUCCUGCGGAUACGCUUAAACCUGGUUCGGCUAUCCGGCCGAUAGUUUCAGAGGACGAGGUGCGCAAGUUGGCCGAGCGUUUGUACGGCAUAAUUGUGCUGGAAAUGUGCGAGCUCGUUUCGUAUGAUGAUCGUAAUUUUAUGAUCCAGGCCGACAGCUAUGUCAAGAACCCAAUAUUGAAAUCAAUCAACGCUGGCGGUUACGUGAUGAAGAUAGCGAAUUCGCUCGACUCGCAGGAUGAGUCGUUCUUCGAUGGGCAGAACGACAUCAUGCUGCACCUCAGCAAGCGUGACAUCAAAUGUCCGGUACCGGUGCAGAACAUUUACGGCAAAUUUUAUUCUCUAGAGAAGCUGGCUGGUUCGGAACAUGUCGUACGGUUGUUGGAAUACAUUCCGGGCAAAGUGUUCCAUGGUGUGCCGCAUCCGGAUCGACUGUUUUACCAAGCCGGACAAUUUAUAGCCAGAAUCGAUUCGGCACUCAAGAGCGUUGAUAAAGCUAAAAUCCUGAACCGACAGUCAAUUUGGAUGCUGGAGAACUUCCCCAAGCUGAAAGAUUUCGUUUACGUAAUCAAAGACGAACACCACAAAGACAUCAUCGAGCAGGUGUUGGAUGCAUUCAAUCGACGAAUCGUUCCCAAUCUGCACGAGUUCCAGCAGGGUGUAAUCUACGGAGAUUUCAAUGAGCACAACAUCAUCGUGAACAAGAAGGCAGCGGACAGCAAGGAGUAUGAGAUAACGGGAAUAAUCGACUUCGGAGAUGUUUGUUACUCACGGUAUGUGUUCGAGCUUGCAAUCGCCAUGACUUACAUGAUGCUGGAAUCGAACGAUCUCGAUACCGGAGGCUUAGUAAUGGCAGGCUACAGUAUGAUACGGAUUAUACCACCGCACGAGAAGGAUGUGUUGAGGGUAGCGAUCGCUGCCCGAUUUUGUCAAAGCCUGGUGCUGGGACUGUACACGGCAACAGUGGAUUCCAGCAAUCAGUACAUCCUUUCGACCCAGGCACGUGGCUGGAAUAUGCUAGAAGCUUUGUGGAAGGAAUCGGAUAAAGAUAUUCAAGAACGUUGGGCAACGGUGGCAGAAGAAUAUCUUACACGAAGUACCAAGUGAUUUUAAUUGUCCUCCCAUAGGAUGUCCUAUGCAUCCAUUUGUUUUUGUUGUGGGUGGUGUGCUGAGCAUUUUAAAACUUAUUAUAACAUCACACGUGAGCAAUAUAUUAUAAGCAAUAUCUACACUUAUCAAUUAUACACGCAAUGCAGCUAUUAAUCCACAGCAAAAUUAUGCCUUUAACUGUACUGUAACAGAUAAUAGUGUAGCCUUCUGAACAAUAUAUCUGCUGCCUUUUUAAGCAGUAAUUGUAA